Bipolaris oryzae ATCC 44560 is the source of this 174-nucleotide messenger RNA. RefSeq lists its product as uncharacterized. The transcript has a single exon. The annotation marks the transcript as partial. The record is from RefSeq and is a predicted model, not a curated record. NCBI's taxonomy places the organism in Eukaryota, Fungi, Ascomycota, Dothideomycetes, Pleosporales, Pleosporaceae.
AUACACCUUCACGUCUGGAAGAAUGGUAGGGUGGCGAUUAUCGCACACGUACGCGCCACACACGACCAUCACUCUCGUCUCCUUGAUUACAUGUCCCGAGGAAGAGCGGAAAAGGAAAGAAGAGCUGAAAUUUGCAGGCAGCCAUUCAUUGUCGAUGCGAGGGCCAGAGCUUGA